UAAGACUCUGCACAGGAAGUUAAAUUAUGCAUCUUCAGUGACAGUCAAACACAUUUUAAGAAGGACUUUAUGUUAUAGUACAAUAAGUGUCCGUUAUUGAUGCACAUAGUUUAGUAUCAUGUAGCUAACUAUGUCAGUAAGUCUUCCUCGGUUCCUCCUCCGGAUGCAAGCUGACACUCAAAAUGGUGAUUUUCCUGUUUGGUUUCCUAUUUUUAUGAAUGAAGGCGGAGGAGGAGGAGGAGGAGGAGGAGGAGGAGGAGGAGGUCGUGUGAGCUUUUAGUCUGUUCUGGUCUGAACCACCAGGGGGGGGUGGGUAGAGCAACAUGCAGAAAGAACAGCAGAGAGAACAGCCUACAAUCUCUCCCCCUGUUCAGGUCUCCUCUCACAACAUAAAGGCGACGUUCACGGCUUAAAAACUUGCAAUUCAUGGCAUGGAGGAGUCAUUGGGCAGCUGCAGCCCUCUGAUCAGAGCACGGUAGAUCAUGCUCUGAAACAUCAUCGAGCCGAAGCAAAAGCCUCGUCUAUAGCUGCUCGAGUUGUCCUCCUUUUCUCUCUUCUCUGUCCUCUUUUUCUCGGUGAAAUCCGACACAACAUCAGCGUGUUUUGUAUCUAGUUAUUGGGGCUGAUUAUCCUGCUUGUUUUUGCAGUUAAAACAGUGUCAAGAGAGAAGAAAGCAUUCAGACUGCAGCGAUUCAGAUGCCUUCAACUUUGAGCUUGAGGGACAACCCCUAAACUAAACCCCCGUUUUCUACACGAGGAGGACAGACACACAGACAUCUCUCCGUCUCCGUCUUCUUCCACUUCAUAUGAGAAGAAGAAGGACACGUCUCGGUGAAAAGGUGAUCAAGAGACGGAGGCACCAUGGCAGCUACUUUGUCUGCGGAGGAAGAACAGGCUACCAGGCAGUUUCUGGAGGAAAUCAACAAGUGGACCAGUCAGCAUGGAGUGUCGCCGCUGUCCAGGGAAUUGGCCGUCAAGUUCCUCAUGGCUCGCAAGUUUGACGUCCUCCGAGCCAUUGAGCUAUUCCACAGCUACAGGGAAACACGUCUUAAAGAAGGAAUCGUCAGACUUCAGCCUCAGGAAGAACCUCUGCGCUCGGAGCUGCUCAGUGGAAAGUUCACCGUGUUGAGUGUACGGGAUCCUUCGGGGGCCUCCAUUGCCUUGUACACGGCCAAACUUCAUCACCCGAACAAGACAGGCAACCAUGUGGUGCUUCAGGCCCUCUUCUACCUCCUGGAUCGGGCCGUGGAAAGCUUUGAGACCCAGAGGAAUGGCUUGGUGUUCAUCUACGACAUGGCGGGCUCCAACUACACAAACUUUGAGCUGGACCUGAGCAAGAAGAUCCUCAACCUGCUCAAGGGGGCGUUCCCCGCCAGGCUGAAGAAGGUGUUGAUUGUCGGCGCCCCUGUUUGGUUUCGAGUGCCCUACAAUCUGCUCAGCCUGCUUCUCAAGGAGAAACUCAGGGAGAGGGUUCAGAUGGUGAAAAUGGCCGAGCUGCGCCAGCACCUCCCCAGAGACUGUCUCCCCCAGCACCUCGGCGGCCUGCUGCCUCUGGAGUCGUACAGCUGGAACCAGCAGCUGCUGGCGGGGCAGAACGGCCGGGUGGACCCGGUGGACGAGCUGGUGGGCAUUCCAGUGGAAGAUGCUUCCAUUCACAUCCCCGGACCCGAGUCCAUGCGCCCGCAGGAGCUGCUGACGCACCUCGGCAGGCUUCAGCGCACGGGCAUCCAUCUUGAGUACGAGGAGCUCCGCAAAGAGCCGCCGCCCGGAACCUUCCACUGUGCACAAUCAGCUUACAAUCAGGAGAGGAAUCGCUACGGCGACGUACUGUGCCUCGAUCAAACAAGAGUUCGUUUGAAAUCCAGAAGGAACGAGAGAUCAGACUACAUCAAUGCGAGCAACAUGGACGGCUACAAACAGAGGAAUGCAUACAUUGGUACUCAAGGACCAUUGGAAAAGACCUACGGUGAUUUCUGGAGAAUGGUCUGGGAACAAAACGUGCUCAUUAUCGUCAUGACAACCAGGACAGAUGAGGGCAGUCGGAGGAAGUGUGGACAGUAUUGGCCUCUGGAGGAAGGAGGGCAGGAGGUCUAUGGCCACAUGGCAGUGGUUAACCAAAGGGUGGACCACCACACCCACUACAACCACACCACCCUCGAACUGCACAACACUGAGACAUGUGAACAGAGACAAGUGAGUCAUUUCCAGUACCUCAGCUGGCCCGACUACGGCGUUCCCACCUCAGCAGUGACUCUCAUUGACUUCCUGGGAGCUGUGAAGAGACAACAGAGGAAAUUGGUGAAGGGUUUGGGGCUUCAGUGGGCCGGCCACCCACAGGGACCCCCGAUGGUGGUCCACUGCAGUGCAGGGAUUGGGAGAACAGGUACCUUCUGUGCCCUGGACAUCUGUCUGUCCCAGUUACAGGACGUAGGCUCACUAAAUGUUUGCCAGACGGUGCGACGCAUGAGAACACAGAGGGCCUUCAGCAUUCAAACCCCGGACCAGUACUACUUCUGCUACAAUGCCAUUUUGGAGCACGCCCAAAGGCAGGGCCUGCUCCCAGCCAAUCAGUGAGCUUCAGCCCUGACUUCCCCAAAUUAAUCCAUGAGCCCUGAGAUUUCAGUCUGUUAACCCCGAGCUGUGUUGUGUGACCAAUUUGUGAGCCCAGGAAAGUUAACUUCCUCACAGAAGCUGUUUUCUGAAACUAGGCCAUUCUUCAUUGGCAAGCCAGACCAAGACGAGACAGUGACGAGAAAAAGGCUUGAGUGUUGACAUUACGAUGUUUCAAUGUGAUAACAUUCUCGCUUCCAACAAUGUGACAUUUUUGUUUCUGCCGAACAUAUCUCAGACAAUACGUGGCGGCGUGAACAAACCGCUCCCGUGUUGUGCAGUUUAGUGGUCUGUGGUCAGGCACAAUGAGGUAAUGUUCAUUAACCUUUUUGUAUAUUUAUUUGCCACUUUAAACCGAUGGUUUAGGGGACCUUUAAAGGAGUAGUUCACCCCAAAAUAAAAAUUCAAUCAUUAUGCACUCAUCCCAUGUCAGUUAAAACUCCACUAAAGUUUGUAUGACUACAAAACAAUGAAAAUGACUUUUAAUUGCAUUCCAGUCAAAUUAUCCUUAAAUGCUAAAGUUAAAGGAACAGUGUGUAGCUUUUCUGGGGAUCUAUUAGCAGAAAUGUAAUAUAAUAUUCAUAACUAUAUUUUCAUUAGUGUAUAAGCAGCAAGAAUUGUUGUUUUCAUUGGCUUAGAAUGAGUCCUUCAUAUCUACAUAGGGAGCGGGUCCUCUUCACGCAGUGCACUAUGUUGCUCCGCCAUGUUUCUACAGUAGCCCAGAACGGACAAAUCUAGAGAGCCUAAACACGUUUUUACGUUGCCCGAAGGCCACCAUAGCUCUCCGACACGCUUGUGAAACUGCGGUAACAUGAGCCGCAGAGUGCUAAACCGUGGUACCGCCCGCCGCCGUCUGACUUCCGGUGCUCCUAAUGUUAUUAUGGUAUGGAUGGCCUCUGAGCGA
Molecule: messenger RNA, 3514 nt
Organism: Sebastes umbrosus (honeycomb rockfish)
Lineage: Eukaryota; Metazoa; Chordata; Actinopteri; Perciformes; Sebastidae
Gene: ptpn9a
Product: protein tyrosine phosphatase non-receptor type 9a
Exons: 13
Coding region: 862-2574 (570 amino acids)
Biological process (GO): protein dephosphorylation
Molecular function (GO): protein tyrosine phosphatase activity
Source: RefSeq, a predicted model, not a curated record